Molecule: messenger RNA, 918 nt
Organism: Thamnophis sirtalis
Lineage: Eukaryota; Metazoa; Chordata; Lepidosauria; Squamata; Natricidae
Product: olfactory receptor 5BS1-like
Biological process (GO): G protein-coupled receptor signaling pathway
Cellular component (GO): membrane
Molecular function (GO): olfactory receptor activity; G protein-coupled receptor activity
Source: RefSeq, a predicted model, not a curated record
AUGGAGAACCAAACUGACUUUAUUUUGCUUGGACUUUCCAGUGAUCCUCAACUACAGAUUUUCUUUUUCUUGAUCUUUUCAAUCAUUUUUCUAAUCACAGUGUCAGGAAACCUCACAAUCAUUCUGAUAAUCAAAAUAGAUCCUUCUCUCUGUGUACCCAUGUACUAUUUUUUAUCUCAUUUGUCCUUUGUUGAUAUGUGUUACUCAACUAAUAUUGUUCCUAAAAUGUUAAUGAAUUUUCUUAUGAAGCAAAAGACUAUUUCCUUCACUUUCUGCAUUUUACAAAUGUUUUGCACCCUUCUAUUAGGCGUCACAGAGAUUUUCCUACUGUCAGCAAUGGCAUAUGAUAGAUAUGCCGCAGUGUGUCACCCACUUCAUUACAUAAUGAUCAUGAAUAAAGCAAUAUGCACUUACUUAGUUUUAGGAGCAUGGCUAAUAGGCUUGCUAUCUGCAACAAUAAACACAGUGCCUAUUUUGAAGUUACACUUCUGUGGAAACCAUGAAAUUAAUCACUUCAGCUGUGAGCUUCCUCCAUUAUUGAAAGCAUCCUGUUCUGAUAUUUUUCUAAGUAAUGUGAUCCUUUUGUCUUUUGCUGCAAUCUGUGGACUUGGUUCCUUCUUACCAACAUUGGUCUCUUAUGUUCAUAUAAUCUCCACCAUCAUGAAGAUCCAUUCUGCAGAAGGUAGAAGUAAAGCUUUCUCGACAUGCAGUUCUCAUCUUAUUGUAGUAGGUUUACAAUAUGUGACAGGAAUGUCCCAGUACAUGAAACCCAGCAAUGUUUCCUCUGUUACACUGGAUGAGAUUAUCUCUGUUCAAUAUAACAUUUUGACCCCAAUGCUCAAUCCAAUUAUCUAUAGUCUAAAAAAUAAGGAAGUGAAGAGAGCACUUAAAAGACUGAUCAAUCCAAUAAAUAUUUGA